This is a messenger RNA of Penicillium oxalicum, 1341 nucleotides long. RefSeq names its product cAMP-dependent protein kinase catalytic subunit pkaC (gene pkaC). The transcript is spliced from 4 exons. Bases 1 to 1341 code for a protein of 446 amino acids. The record is from RefSeq and is a predicted model, not a curated record. Gene Ontology annotation, biological process: peptidyl-serine phosphorylation. NCBI's taxonomy places the organism in Eukaryota, Fungi, Ascomycota, Eurotiomycetes, Eurotiales, Aspergillaceae. Gene Ontology annotation, cellular component: cAMP-dependent protein kinase complex; nucleus. Gene Ontology annotation, molecular function: cAMP-dependent protein kinase activity; ATP binding.
AUGCCAAGCUUAGGAGGUCUCUUGAAGAAGCGGCGAACGAAGGACUCUCAAACCCUCGCGUCCGAAAUCCCCGGUGCGGCUGACGCGCAUUCGAACCACGCCUCCCAUCCUCAGCCCUCUCACGAUUCUUCCGAAGGCGCCUCCAUGCAAUCCGCCGGGAGCGCACAGGCGUCUCCCCACCACUCCACCAAUGCGGCGAGCAUUAACAAUAUUAUAAACAAUCCCGCACAUGCCACCAAUGCCAGUCAACCGCAGGGCCAGGGCCAGCCCCAAUCGCAAUCGCAGACUCCGACCCAGGCCCAGUCGCAGGUCCAGUCGCAGUCGCAGCAGCAGCAGCAGCAGCACCAAGCCGGUCAACAGAGACCGGAGCGCACCACCAAGGGCAAGUACUCCCAAGAGGACUUCCUGCUCCAGCGUACACUGGGGACGGGUAGCUUUGGUCGAGUGCAUCUGGUGCAGUCGAAACACAACCAUCGCUUCUAUGCGAUGAAGGUGCUCAAAAAGGCCCAGGUGGUCAAAAUGAAGCAGAUUGAGCACACCAACGACGAGCGCCGCAUGCUCAACCGCGUGCGACAUCCAUUCCUCGUCACCCUGUGGGGGACCUGGCAAGAUUCCCGAAAUCUCUACAUGGUGAUGGACUUUGUCGAGGGUGGGGAGCUCUUUAGCUUGCUUCGCAAGUCACAGCGGUUCCCCAAUCCCGUGGCCAAGUUUUAUGCCGCCGAAGUCACGCUGGCCUUGGAGUAUCUGCACGCUCAUCAGAUUAUCUACCGUGAUCUCAAACCGGAGAAUCUGUUGCUGGACCGCCAUGGUCAUCUGAAGAUUACCGAUUUCGGGUUCGCCAAGGAAGUGCCCGACAUUACGUGGACGCUGUGCGGAACACCAGACUACCUGGCGCCCGAGGUGGUCUCCUCCAAGGGAUAUAAUAAGUCUGUGGACUGGUGGUCACUGGGAAUUCUGAUCUUUGAAAUGCUGUGUGGAUUCACUCCCUUCUGGGACAGCGGAUCCCCUGUCAAGAUCUACGAAAACAUUCUGCGCGGCAAAGUCAAGUACCCGCCCUAUCUGCACGACGACGCCGUGGAUCUGUUGUCGCAGCUGAUCACGGCUGAUCUGACCAAGCGUCUGGGAAACUUGCACGGUGGCCCAGCCGACGUGAAGAACCACGCAUGGUUCGCAGAGGUCACCUGGGACCGGCUGGCGCGCAAGGACAUUGACGCUCCUUAUAUUCCGCCCAUUCGAGGCGGACAGGGUGAUGCCAGUCAAUAUGACAAGUAUCCCGAAGAGACGGAACACUAUGGUGCGACUGGGGAAGAUGCAUACGGUCACCUGUUCCCCGACUUCUAA